AUGAUGAACGUACUAAAAAGAUUUUUAGAAAGUCCAGAAAAUACCUUUAUUUCUCGGAAAUACGUGGAGAAGUUGAAAUCUCUUGAGCAGUAUGAAGAUCAGACCUACAGUUUGCAGGAAUUAGAAAAGGAAAAGGUCAAUGAGAUCAUCAAAUCUAUUCUUCUUCUUCUAGCAGGGAUUGAUCAAAUUUCAGGCACGCAGUGCGUAGUGAUGAUAAGUCUCCAGUUGCAGAGCUUUUGCUUGCUGUCACAGGUAUGCCACAGAUGGGAUGAUGUCCAGAAACAUUUUGCCAACAUUUGUCAUGCUCAGUUUCAGUACUUUUAUGAGUACUUGGGAAAUACCCCUUGGCAAGUUAUUACAUCUUUGACUGACAGGUGUUCUAUUACCAGCCAGGUUGUCCACCUAGCAGUGCGUGGUGCUCCUGCAGGACCAGCUGGCACAGAGAAGACAGGGACCAUGGAAGAUUUAGGCUGUGCCCUUGGUAUGACAGUGAAAAUUUUCAUCUAUUCGGAAUACAUGGAUGACGAGAUGUUAAAUAUUUUAAUUUUAUCUGUGGGGAAUAUCUCUAAAGGUUUGGUCCAGACAGGCUUUGAAGAAUUCAAUCAUCUCUUGGUAGAAGUCUAGUCAAUAGUGGCAGUACAAAAAAAGCCUAUCCGUGAUAAAAUUAGGAAGAAAAAGAAAUUUGUAUUUCUUAGUGACAACAUUACACUGAAAUCCAGAGGAAUAUUUAUUACUAUGAUCCCUGCAUGUGCAGGUCAGACAGAACUGCAUGAGAACCUUUGAACUUGUGCCAUGCUUGUCCCUGACACUGAACUGGUCUCUGAAAUGAUGUUGGCUGCUGAAGGGUUUAUUGGUGCCUGUUUGUUAGCCAGGAAGUUCAUCACCUUCUAACCUCUCUGCAGGGAGCUGCUGCCUGAACAGGGCUGUUACGACUGGGGUCUUCAUGCUAUCAAGGCAGUUUUGGUAAUUUCUGGGUCCCUGAAACAAGGAGACAAGAACAGACCUGAGGAUUGGGUAAAAUAUGUUUCUGUCUUAAGAGACUUCAAUUUACAUAAAAUAGUGACAGAUGAUAUCCCAAUUUUCACAGGCGUGAUCAGUGACCUGUUUCCAUCUCUGGAUGUUCUGAGGAUGGGGAACCUACAGUCUGAGCAGAUGGUUAAACAAUCUACCCUGGAGCUGUACUUGCAGCCAGAAGAGAACUUUAUUCUCAAAGAUGUCAGCUGGAGGAGCAGCCGGCAGUGUGUCACUCUGUUUGUUGGUGGAAUUGCAGGGAAUGGAGAGGAACGCCUGGACCCGAUUGCCACGUUGAGGGAUGAUGCUACGGCUGUGGCAUGGAGUAACGAGGGCGAUAGGAUGGCAACAGAAAACACCACUGCUCUAACAAACUGUGAGUGCUGACCUCUGAUGAUAGAUCCCCAGCAAGAGGGAAUUAAAUGGGAAAAGAAUAAAUAUGGAGCUGGCCUUAGAGUCGUAAGUCUAGGACAGAAAGGAUAUGUUUUUCUGAAGACCACUGAAGGAGCUUUAGCUUUUGAUGAGACUGUACUAAUUGAAAACAUUGUGACUAUUGAUCUCAUACUUGAUCCUCUGCUUGGAAGACAUACAGUUAAAAAGGGAAGGUACGUCAAGACUGAAGACAAAAAAUGUGAAUUCAAAAAGAAUUUUCAUCUCAUCCUUCACACUAAACUGGCUAACCCUCACUACAAGCCACAACUGCAGGCUCAGACCACCUUCAUUAAUUUCACUGUCACCAGGGGCAGGCUGGAAGACCAGCUGUUGGCUGAGGUUGUUAAUGCAAGACUCACAAAAAACAUAAGAAGAUUCAAGUUCCGAAGUUUCUUCCACCCCCACCAUAUUCAUGGCAGUGGGGUGGAUGAAAAGUGCAAAAAGCUUGGGUUCACUAUAGACUCCGGAAGAUUUCAUAAUAUGUCUCUAGGACAAAAGCGGGAGAUGGUUGCAAAGGAGGCGCUCAAGAAAGCUGCCCCACAUGGCUAUUGGGUUCUUUUCCAAGUGAGUGUCAAACUGCCUCUCUUAGCUGAGUGGUUCAGAACCUUGGACAAACUCCUUGAACAAUACAAUAUUCAUCCUGAUUUCUGUGUCUUUAUCAGUGCUUAGCCAGCUCCAGCCACAGAAGAGCACAUCAUUCCCCAAGGAAUACUAGAAAAUUCAAUUAAAAUUACUGGUGAACCUCCUACAAGGAUGCUGGCUAAUUUCCAUGCUGCUCUCUAUGGUUCUGACCAGGGGAUCCUUGAAGUGCACGCCAGAGAAGGGGAGUUUAAAAGCAUCCGUUUUCCUCUGUGCAAUUUUCACACUUCUGUUCCUGGGAGACUGAAGCUUGGCCCUCGGGGCUGGAAUGGAAGGUACCAGAUCAGCUCCUGA
Messenger RNA from Pyrgilauda ruficollis (rufous-necked snowfinch), 2376 nucleotides. RefSeq names its product dynein axonemal heavy chain 11 (gene DNAH11). Lineage: Eukaryota; Metazoa; Chordata; Aves; Passeriformes; Passeridae. The record is from RefSeq and is a predicted model, not a curated record. Gene Ontology annotation, biological process: microtubule-based movement. Gene Ontology annotation, molecular function: minus-end-directed microtubule motor activity; dynein intermediate chain binding; dynein light intermediate chain binding. Gene Ontology annotation, cellular component: dynein complex.